CUUCCCGUCAAAAACCCAUCAAAAAAAACUUCCCAAUCGCAUUUCCAUUUCACUACAUCACUUGAUAGCGUUCAAGAACCCUUUAAGUCCAAGUAGGACAACCUCGCAUCCACACCUGUCCUACAUUGCUGUUGCUCUCACUUGAUCUCCAUAUUUCCCAUCACACUUGUGAAUGUCCCCUUCCACUUAACAUGGCAAUUAACCCUUUCCUCAAUGACGAUGAGAUGACUUCUCCUCGUUCUUCCCGCUUUCCUCCCUUGUCGUCCUCCGCCCCAGAGUUUACACGAAGCAGUGCCCUGCUAUCGUCCCAGAACCAGGUCACUGAAAAGAAACUCCAUUCAAAGAGGCGCAGGUGCCAAGACGAGCCCACUGCUGGUAGUGCCGCCUCCAGAUCUCGCCGCUUGGCUGAGAUCCCUCGCCGUGUUGAGCGGAUCAGAGAAGCGGAUGCUCGGCUGCGGAAUGAAGUACCCAGAACACCUGGCCCAUACCAGCUGCCAGACUUGGAUCAGUGCUCAAACAGAGCCCAGCUGUCCUCACCUGGCCUGGAGCCAGAAUAUGAACUCUAUCAGACGGCUCCGCGCAAGCCAUAUGGUGUCUCACUUGAGGCGGCCAUUGAUAACUGGCGAGGUAGCUGGCAACCAUCCCAUCUUGCUCCUGACGGAGGCUUUGCUUACGCGGGGUCCUGGUGCCACUCAGCACCCGUGGAACCUAGUCACCUAGAGCUGGAGUGGCACAUCUCUGAACGAGUUAUCCUCGCAGACGACUGGCGCCCCGAUACACCCAGGGAUACCCGACUCUCCACGCCAGACCUGCCUCCACUGUCGACAGACUUUGAGUUUUGUCCAUGCAAUCGCUCAGGCGAUCAUGAACAGGAUAGAAUAAAUCAAGAAUUCUACUUGGCGACAAGAUCCAAGAUGGACGUGCAGAGUAUGUUAAUACUUACAUGGCCAAGAGGCCUCCUUCUCUUGCUGAUGGAUGCAGUGAUAAAUGCGCUGGCGCACAUCGCCCAGGACCAAACAGCAUCCGGAAGUGAGCUCCGAUAA
This is a messenger RNA of Fusarium oxysporum Fo47, 1043 nucleotides long. RefSeq lists its product as uncharacterized. The transcript has a single exon. Lineage: Eukaryota; Fungi; Ascomycota; Sordariomycetes; Hypocreales; Nectriaceae. The record is from RefSeq and is a predicted model, not a curated record. Bases 192 to 1043 code for a protein of 283 amino acids.